This is a messenger RNA of Lagenorhynchus albirostris (white-beaked dolphin), 610 nucleotides long. It is a transcript of the gene TEX54, whose product is annotated as testis expressed 54. Lineage: Eukaryota; Metazoa; Chordata; Mammalia; Artiodactyla; Delphinidae. The record is from RefSeq and is a predicted model, not a curated record.
GAAAGAGUGGUGGCUGCUCCCUGAGCUGGGGUGAUGGGGGGUAUCUCCUGUCACAAAAGCAGGGCCGGGAGUCGGCGGGCUGGCGUGGAUGGAACCGAGUGCGGGGCCCGCGCGUGGGGCCAUGGGCUGCUGCCAAGGCAAGGACUUUCAGACUUCGGGUGAGCAGGCCAAGGAGGCCGGGUCACAGGAAGUUCAGGAAGGCAAAGAAGGGGUCGAUACAGACUCGGCGGAAAACCGGAAUCUCAGGUCGCACGAAAGGCUUCUGAUCACUGUGCUGUGGCGGCGGCUCUCCCUGUUCAGCCAUCGGGGCUCGUCGCGGUCAAAGAGGCAAUCAGUCCAAAAUCCAAAGCAGGCGUGUACGUUCCAGGAGUGCAACCGGGAGGGGAUCCAGGAGGAGCCGGAGAAGGGGCGACCCCAGCCCUGUUCUCAUCUUUGGUCGGGUUUCGGCGGCUUCGGUUCCCGGGGUGAAGGCGGUGACGACCCGGGAGAUUGUGGCAGUGGCGGCGGCGGCGCCAGGCGGCAGAGAGGAGCUCUUUCCGGGGACGGCGCGGGCUGGGGGGAAGGGAACCAGAGGCAAGCGGGCAAGUCCUGCCGGCACGGCUCGAAGUGA